AUGACAAUUUAUUUUGUUGAUGUAAUACAGACAACACUACCUGUCAGUACGAACAAAAAGAAAAAAAUUGAAAUACCAGAAAGUCCAAUACGACCACCAAGAUUAACAAAAGCCGUAUGUCUAGAUUGUGAAAUGGUUGGUAUUGGUGAAAUGGGUCUUGACAAUAUGCUUGCUCGUAUAUCAAUUGUUAAUCAACUUGGUCAAUGUCUUUAUGAUAAAUAUGUUAAAGCAACGGAACCUGUUGUUGAUUAUCGAACAUCAAUUAGUGGUGUUACAGAGCAACAUCUUCAGAAUGGAAUUCCUCUUGAUGUUGUUCAAAAAGAAGUGUCAGAUAUAAUUGAACAUCGAACACUUGUUGGUCAUGCUAUACAUAAUGAUCUUCAAGUUUUAUUUUUAAGUCAUCCGAAACGACGUAUUCGAGAUACACAACGUUAUAAAGGUUUCCGAUCUUUAUUUAAUGGUGGUUUACCAUCAUUAAGAUCACUUGCUGAUAAAGUACUUGGAUUGAAAAUUCAAACUGGUGCACAUGAUUCUGUAGAAGAUGCUCGAAUCACAAUGCAAUUAUAUGUUCAACAUCGUCGUGAAUGGGAAAAAUCCUUACGUGAAAAUAAGUCUUUAACUAGUGAAGAAAAACAUAAACGUAUACGUGCUCGUCAAAAACAGAAACAGUUACAAAAUUCUUCUUCUCGUGUUAAAAAAAGAAAUAAUCUAAUUUAA
This is a messenger RNA of Rotaria sp. Silwood2, 717 nucleotides long. Lineage: Eukaryota; Metazoa; Rotifera; Eurotatoria; Philodinida; Philodinidae. The record is from the annotation of a GenBank genome assembly.